Messenger RNA from Scheffersomyces coipomensis, 2402 nucleotides. It is a transcript of the gene EMP70, whose product is annotated as Emp70p. Lineage: Eukaryota; Fungi; Ascomycota; Pichiomycetes; Serinales; Debaryomycetaceae. The record is from RefSeq and is a predicted model, not a curated record. The transcript has a single exon. Gene Ontology annotation, biological process: protein localization to membrane; vacuolar transport. Gene Ontology annotation, cellular component: endosome; fungal-type vacuole membrane. The coding region runs from base 220 to 2127 and encodes 635 amino acids.
UAUAAUAAAAAUAACACCAAAAAUUACACGGAUCACAAAAAGGAAAAUUUACAAAAAAAAAAAAAAUUCAGAUCGAAAAAAACAAAAACAGGAAAACUGAAUGAAUGAAUUUUGGUUUGCUGGACAUAAAAUUCAUCUCAACUUUUAAAGUGUCGUAUUUGUUUAUCUAUCCAUCAAAGGCAUUGACUCUAUAUAUCGCUAGUCACCAUAGAUAGGAAGAUGCAUCUAUUAUAUACCCUCGUCACGGCAUUGGCCUAUGUGAUUGGAAUAACCAAUGGUUUUUACUUACCUGGUGUUGCCCCAACCAAUUAUAAUAAAGGAGACACGAUUCCAUUACUCGUUAAUCAUUUAACUCCAUCAUUACAUCAUUUGGAUGUGGGUCAAAAAAAGGUUCAAUCGGAUACCUAUGUCUACUCCUAUGAUUAUUAUUAUCCUAAAUUCCAUUUCUGUCAUCCUGAUGGAGGUCCAGCUAAACAACUGGAAUCAUUAGGGGCUAUUAUCUUUGGUGAUAGAAUCUUUAAUUCUCCAUUUGAUAUUAAAAUGUUAGAUGAAAAGCAAUGUAUCCUGUUAUGUACUUCCACUUAUACCAAGACUGAUUCUGUGUUUGUUAAUAGAAAUAUUAGAGCCAGUUAUAAUCAUAAUUGGAUUGUUGAUGGAUUACCAGUGGCUAAUCACGUUAUCGAUGUUAGAACUAAAUCAGAAUUUUAUGGAUCAGGUUUCCAUAUUGGUGUAGUAGAUGAAAAUAAUGCUGCUCAUUUAUAUAAUCAUUUUGAAAUUAAUAUUGAAUAUUAUCCAGUUUCAAGUGAUACUUUUAGAGUGGUUGGUGUUACUGUUAAACCAAGUUCUUAUGAUAGAAGUGAUUUACCAAAGGAUGCUAGUAAAGAUGAACUUUGUUCUCCUGAUUUAAAUCCAGUCAGUUUAAGUAGAGAAAAGGAAACUAACGUGUUAUUUUCUUAUUCUGUUACUUUUGAAGAAUCUCCAACUGCUUGGGCUACAAGAUGGGAUAAAUAUUUACACGUUUAUGAUCCAAAAAUUCAAUGGUUUUCUUUAAUCAAUUUCUCCUUAAUUGUUUUAAUUCUUGGUAUAAUCAUUGCUCAUAUUUUAUUAAGAACUUUGAAGAAUGAUAUAGUUAAAUAUAAUGAAGUCAAUUUAGAUGAUGAUAUUUCUGAUGAAAGUGGUUGGAAAUUAGUUCAUGGUGAUGUCUUUAGACCUCCAAAGCAAAGAUUAUUAUUGUCUGUUUUAGUUGGUAGUGGUGUUCAAAUCUUUUUAAUGGGUUUUAUUACUAUUGCUUUUGCCUUAUUUGGUUUAUUAUCUCCUUCAAAUAGAGGUUCAUUAACUACUUUUAUGUUUGUCCUUUAUAUUUUCUUCAGUUUUGUUUCAUCUUAUGUUUCUUCUUAUAUUUAUAGAUUCUUUGGUGGUGAUAAUUGGAAAUUAAAUUUGGUUUUAACUUCACUUUUAGUUCCAGGUGGUUUAUUUGGUAUUUUCUUAGUGUUAAAUUUUUUCUUAAUUUCAGUUGGAUCUUCAGGUGCUAUUCCAAUGGGUACUAUGAUUGCUAUUGUUGUCAUUUGGUUCCUUGUCUCUAUUCCAUUAGCUAUUGCCGGUUCAAUCGUUUCUUCUAAAAGAGAAUUAUUAAGUGUUCCAGUUAGAACUAAUCAAAUCCCAAGACAAAUUCCAACUCAACCUUGGUAUUUAAGAACUAUUCCAGUUAUGUUUAUUGCUGGUAUUUUCCCAUUCGGUUCUAUUGCUGUUGAAAUGUACUUCAUUUAUUCAUCAAUUUGGUUCAAUAGAAUCUUUUAUAUGUUUGGAUUCUUAUUCUUCUGUUUCUUAUUAAUGAUUUUAACUACUUCAUUAAUUUCAAUCUUAAUGAUUUAUUACACUUUAUGUUCAGAAGAUUAUAAAUGGCAAUGGAAAUCAUUAUUUGUUGGUGGAGGUUGUGCUCUCUAUGUUUUCUUACAUUCAUUAUUCUUAACUGGAGGCGAAAGAUUAGGUGGUGUUGCUUCAUUCCUGUUAUAUGUUGGUUAUUCAAUUGUUAUUUCCUUGGUUGUAUUCCUUUGCUGUGGAUCUAUUGGUUUUAUCAGUAGUUUCUUCUUUGUUAGAAAGAUUUAUUCUCAAAUCAAAAUUGAUUAAAUAUAUUCAAACAUAAAAUAAAACAAGAGGAAUAAAAUUGGCAUUAUUUCUUAAAGGUUAACUAUAGAUCAAAACUAAACCAUACCAAGUCAAAUUAAAUCAUCCAUCCAUAGCAUAAGGGAAAUUAAAAUAUCGAGAAAAUAGAAUAACAUAUCAUUUUGAUUACCCAUCUAUUUUUAUAUUUAAAUUAUUAUUUUUUAUUUUUUUAUUAUUAUUAUUUUAUAACUAUUAUUAUCAUUCAGAUACCUUUUAUUCUCUCUAUAUAUUGUAUAUCA